Molecule: messenger RNA, 2947 nt
Organism: Xiphophorus couchianus (Monterrey platyfish)
Lineage: Eukaryota; Metazoa; Chordata; Actinopteri; Cyprinodontiformes; Poeciliidae
Gene: kctd7
Product: potassium channel tetramerization domain containing 7
Exons: 4
Coding region: 38-1102 (354 amino acids)
Biological process (GO): positive regulation of transporter activity; membrane hyperpolarization; protein homooligomerization
Cellular component (GO): plasma membrane
Molecular function (GO): protein binding
Source: RefSeq, a predicted model, not a curated record
UCCCUCUCCGCGGCAGCUGGCCCCGCCGGCCGCGUGCAUGCAGCAGAAUGGCUCGAGCGGCUCCAUCGGCUCUGACGGCGGCAGGGAGCGGCAGGCUCUGUCCUUCAGCCCGCUGCCCGCCGCUACUACACGGGUGAGGCGGUUCAUUCAGGAGCGACAGAGGACGCUGCCGCUGCCCAAAGUGAUGGUGGUAUUCUCGGCCGCUGGCGACGCGGACAAACCGAGCGAUGCCAUGUCCAGCUCGGACCCAACGGAGGAGGGCGACGGCGUCCGGAAGCCGCCGGCCUCCCCCUCUCCUUCCCUCUCCCCCUCCCCGAAGCACCGCGCACCGAGCAAGCCGCGCCGCGCCGCGCUGACCACCCCGGAGCCGCAGGAGUUUCCAGAGGUGAUCUCCCUGAACGUGGGGGGAACGCUCUUCACCACGCGCCUGUCCACGCUGCGGCGCUACGACGACACCAUGCUGGCCGCCAUGUUCAGCGGGCGCCACUACAUCCCGCGGGACGCCGAGGGCCGCUACUUCAUCGACCGGGACGGCGCUUACUUUGGGGACAUCCUGAACUUCCUGCGGGAAGGCGAGCUGCCGCAGCGGGACCGGGUCCGGUUCGUCCACCGGGAGGCGCAGUACUACGCCAUUGGGCCGCUGCUGGACCGCCUGGAGGAGACGCAGCCUCUGACCGGGGAGAAGGUCCGGCAGGCCUUCCUCGACCUGCUGCCCUACUACAGAGACAAUCUGGAACGCAUCGUGGAGAUCGCCAAGCUGCGGGCGAUGCAGAAGAAGGCGCGCUUCGCCAAGCUGAAGGUGUGCGUCUACAAGGAGGAGAUGCCCAUCACGCCAUACGAGCGGCCGCUCUUCAACUCGCUGCGCUUUGAGCGCACCGACGGCGACGCCAAGCUGUUCGAGCAUCACUGCGACGUGGACGUGUCGUUCGGGCCGUGGGAGGCCGUGGCCGACGUCUACGACUUGCUGCACUGCAUCGUCAGCGACCUGGCGCAGCGCGGCAUCGCCGCAGAGCAGCAGUGCAUCGGCGUCUGCGACAAGCACCUCAUCAACCACUACUACUGCAAGAGGCCCAUCUACGAGUUCAAGAUCACCUGGUGGUGAACGGCGGAGCCAGGACCGGAGCCAGGACCGGAGCCAGGACCGGAGCCAGGACCGGAGCGCAGCACGGCUUUUAACUCGGUUUUCUAUUCAAACUGACAGGAUUUUACAAUGUGACCCUUUAAAUCUGCUUCCUGUUUCCUCAAACAUUUCACAGUUUCCUGUCGUUUAAAUUCAGCGCCUUCAUCAUGAAACAUGAAACAGUUAAAGCAGGUUAGGGCAGAGUGUUGAGGCCAGACAGUGGCGUUUUUUAAUAAAAUGAUUAGCAGAUUAAAAACAUAAUAAAGUCGUAAAAUGACCAGAAAAGUUAGUUUUAAUCUUUGGUCUGAGGACAGCAGCAACGUUCUGCUAACAAUAAUCUGAUGCUGAGAUAUUUCAUAUCUGUAAAACCAAAACAACAGGCUCAACAUUCCUUAUUUAAAUGUUUAUUAUUUUUGGUGAAGCAUUUAGAAAAUGACUUCAUUCUAACAAUAAUUUGACUUUAUUUUCAUACAGAUUUUCUCAUAUUUUAUGAUUUUAUUCUGGUUUCUGGCUCUAAAACUCUGUUUUUCAGACAAACCCAAACAUUUGAACGUUUAUGGGGCUACAAAUGUUUUCAGUUCAUCUCUGGAUCCGUUUCUGUCCAGUCGGGUCCAAAUGACUACAAAGACAUGAAACCCAAACCAAGUCAAACAUCCGGUGGUAUUUUGGAUCCUCCUGAAUGAGGCGACAGUGGGAAGAAACCAGACGGUUCUCCUGACUGGACUAAAGUGGAGAUUUAUCUGGUGGAAAGAGAAAACUGUGAUCCUGCAAACAGCGAGCCAGGAAAACUCAACUUUAAUUUAACAUGCAUCUGUUUCCCAUUCAGGGCCAAACUGCAGCUUGUUUCUACCCCAAUAAAUCAACCAGCUAUGCAAAGACGGCAUAAUUAAACGGAUUUUUUGUGUAGACGAUGGUGGAGCCGUUGUUUUCAUGUUUCCUGAAGCCACAUCCUCUUCGGUCUGUUUUUCAGCAGUUAUUUCCCGUCGGCAAAAGAUUCACUGGUUUCCGUUUGGAGGGGUAACCAUGGAAACGUCCGGCCGUCUGAUUGGACGUCCUGACGCUCCACCAGGAAGCCCGACGCUUCUUGUUCCGAUCAAUGAGUGAAAUGAACCGGGAUCGAUAGCGAUCCAUCGGCAGCUUUUUGUUCUGAUCACAGCUAAUAGUGGCGGUUCGAUGUUGUGACGUGAAGUCAGAUGUGAUCUUUUCCUAUAGGUCUUGUGUCAGAUGAACUGUGAGAUACAUUUUCUUUAUGAGUCGCUGAAGGAGCGAUGGGAAAGGUUCAGCGAAGGUCAGCUUGUUUUUCUUUCAUCGGUCGCUAAAAUAAGGAGAUUCUCUGUUUUAAGGGAUUGCAUUGCUGGAGGUUUGACGCACAGCCGUGAAUUUUUGCAGCCACUAUAGAUGUUUGAAGUUUAUUAGAAAAUAGCGCCACCUUCAGGGAGAAUUUUAGAUUUUUUUUAAAACUUUUGUCAUUUCCAUCAUUUGAGUCCUGCUGUACUUGACUAUUACUGAGCACCAUGUGAUUGUAACAGAAAAGUCUUAUUUAUGUUUGGUAAAGUCAUCCGUUUUAAUUGAUUAUAAGAAUCAACUCUCUCAUCAGAUUUAUUCAGAUUUUAUUAAUUUGCCACAUAAUACUGAAGCACUACGUUCUUCCCCUGAAACAUGACUAAUCUUUAUGACUUCCAGUGUUUUUAAUGUUUUUAUAUCGCUGUUUAUGUUUGUUUUAGCUUCUAGGAAGCUCCAGAUCUCUAGUUGUCUUUUAUUUGUCUAUAUUUAAAAAAUGAAAACAUAAUUUUUAUGUUGUGGUACAAUAAAACUGUUUAACUGCAA